This is a messenger RNA of Candidula unifasciata, 478 nucleotides long. NCBI's taxonomy places the organism in Eukaryota, Metazoa, Mollusca, Gastropoda, Stylommatophora, Geomitridae. The record is from the annotation of a GenBank genome assembly.
UACAUGCAGACAGACAGACAGACAGACGAACAGACAUACAGACAGAGGGUGUACGGUCGAACGGACAGACAAACAGACAGACGGUGUACGGUCGGACGGACACACAGACAGACCGUCAGGCAUGCAGAAACAAUACAGGCAGACAGACAGACGGACAGACUUACAGACAGACGGUGUACGGUCGGACGGACAGACAGACAGACAGACCGACAGGCAUGCAGAAACAGUACUGGCAAACAGACAGACAGACAAGCGGUGGACAGACGGACUGACAGACAGACGGUGUACGGUCGGACAGACACACAGACAGACCGACAGGCAUGCAGAAACAGUACAUGCAGACAGACAGACGGACAGACAUACAGUUAGACGGUGUACGGUCGGACAGACAGACAGACAGACAGACGGUGUACGGUCGGACGGACAGACAGACAGACAGACGGUGUACUGUCGGACGGACACACAGACAGACCGACAG